Molecule: messenger RNA, 6633 nt
Organism: Selaginella moellendorffii
Lineage: Eukaryota; Viridiplantae; Streptophyta; Lycopodiopsida; Selaginellales; Selaginellaceae
Exons: 22
Coding region: 22-6180 (2052 amino acids)
Molecular function (GO): helicase activity
Source: RefSeq, a predicted model, not a curated record
AGGGCUCGAGUAAUCCAUCCUAUGAGAGGAGGGGAUGGAGCGCGGGAGGCCGAGCUGCUAAAGCGCUGGAAGACGAUCGAGGAGGAGGAGGAUGACGAUCGGUACCGGCGCCUCAAGGAAUCCUGGUUCGCCGAUGCGUUUGAGUUCCUCAAGAAGCUCCCGGCGGAUCGGCAUUGCUGGUGCCAUCACCGGGACGUCUCGAUGCCGCUGCUCGAGACGUUUCACGCAUAUUUCAAGAGCGCGGAUGAAAAUCUCUCGAUCAAAGUGCUCUGGAAGAGGCUUUCUUCCGAGCUCAGUGUUUGCACGAGCUGCGUCGUCCAGUACUACCAGGUGAAAGAACACUAUCGGAAUGAGUACAUGGACGCUGUCGUCAAGCCGAUCCUUGCCGUGUUGCUGACACUUGACAAGCAGAGAGUGAUCUCGUCCAUGCAAAGCUCUGUCAAGACCGGUGAUGAAAGAAGCGUUGCAUGUCUCCUCUACGAGCUUUUUAUGUAUCCUGAGCUUCUCGAUGACUCCGACCUGAACGAAGGUCUUGUCCAGUUCAUGCGCUACGUCUCCGACACUCACGAGCUCCAAUUCGCCACGGACAGAAAGUAUCCGGGCUUGUGUGCGCUACUAUUUCACAGCAGCCAAGUGGUACGAGGAGUCGCCUAUAACCUUGCGACGACACUGGAACCCUUCAAAAACGCCGAAGAACUGGAAGUUGUUCAGCCACUCCUCGAAAAACGUAUGAAGUUUCUGGAAUCACCAUCACCUGUAAAUGCCAUCGUGGGAGUGACCUUUGAGUCUCUGUGGCAGGGGCUAAAGAGCAUAUUGCAUCGCCUCGAAGCACCCGCGAUUGAAGACGGUAUCAUGGAAAGUUAUCCAUUAUUCCUCGGUGUCGUUCUCAACUACGUGAGUGAAAGUGGCAGCACCGUUUUCUGGAACGCCCUCUGCUGCCUUAAAACACUCCUGAAAGUUCUCGGAUUGAAACUGUGGCUAAAAAGCUCUUUUACUCCUUCCGUAUUGCGGAACACUCUUCUCAGCCAGUGCUUUCAUGUUAAAGAUGAAAAAAUCCACAAGGAAGUUUUUGAUAUUUUUGAGUUCUUCCUACAGUCUUUAGAGGCCCUUCAAGACGGACAGUAUGAAAGGCAACGGCGGUAUCUUCUCUAUUUUCUUCUUCAACAAGUGCCAUUUAGCAGCAACUUUAGCCCGUUGACCAAGAAACUUGGCUCAAAGGUUGCAUUCGAUAUUGUGGCACGGAGUUACAAGAUGGAGCCGCCUUUGCCUCCGUUCGAUUGUGCACAUUUCUGGGGUCCUUCGUUACUAGCAUCUAUUAAGGACACUGAGCUACCUCUGCAAUAUCGUCAAUCUGCUCUAAAUCUUACCGGUAUUUUACUCGUUGCGGAUGCUGCUGCCUUAUCCGCUUUGUAUUGCAAAGUACGGCCGUCGAAAGAAGAAGACGCGGGUGCGGAAGGAUUUUCCUGGCAGAGCUUCAUUCAACAAGUUGAAUCAGAAAGUGAUAACUGGUACUGCGUCCCUCUUAUAUGGAUUGGAGCGUUGGAAACUACAGCGCCUUCCGUUUUUUCAUCUUCGCUCUUGAAGGCUUUUCUCUGGGCAGCUUCACGUUUAUCCAUUUUUGAAGUCAAUGUGGCGGCUACAACAGGUUCUGCAGCUUUCUCUGCUUCACUGCACUGGCAAAUUCCGACGGGGUGUGAUGAUGGGAGCGAUGGUAAAGGAUGUCUUAAUGCCAUGAAAGCUAGCAGUAAUUUCCGGAUGUUGAUCAAUGUCUUCAAAAGAUGCACAGAUUCGUUUGGACAUAAAUUCCGGGCUGAUGGAAUUUUCGUUGACUGGCAAUGGGAGCCGACGAUGGCCGAGUGCUUUAUUUUGCUGCUGAUGAACUCAUCUGUGGAUUUGCGUAUGGUGGCCAAAGAUAUACUUCAACAGUUUUCCAAGGAUAACGGCCUUGAUUCUGUGAUUCAUUUCUUUUGCAAAAGUGAGGAAGCGCUAGACUACAUUAUCCGCGGAUUCAGUCAUGCUGUCAAGUUUUUAAGCGUUGAGCCUUAUGGACAUUGUUCGUCGCGACAACACGUUUAUUUUCUUGGGACAAGGUUUCUUAGUUUUGGCUCGCAAGUAUUUUCUCGGAAGCUCUCUACUUUGCUGUGGCCAUCACUAGUAAACGCCAUCAUUCACGGACAACAAUGUCUCCCAGUCACUGGAUACGAGGCAAGUUGCUCUCGUUUAUUCGAUCUGCUUCCACUAGUUUUCAAGUACACGAUACCGUCGGCUGAACUGAAGCUGUGGAAUGUAAGCUCUAAUAUGGACAGUCCUUCCUGGUUCCGAAGUCUUCUUGCAUGGAGCAGCACACCUUUUCCCAGCAUUCGCAGGCGUUAUAUCGAGGCACUUGUAUCUAUACUAGAAGAUCUAGCUCGUGGGGGAGUAUCUCAGAGUAAAGAAAUUAAAGAGUUACUACAACCAGGCUCUGUGCUAGAGAACGAGGAGAGGGAGAGGCUACUCUUAUUGUUUUCAUCCAAUGCACAUGAACUCGAAAGUCUGAAGUCCGAUACUAAGGCAGGGGCGGAAGUUGUACUUCUCAGUAGCGAUGAGGAGGCAAAGCCGGUUGUUUCUAAGAAGGGGCCCGAUGUCCAAGCUGAACCAGGGCCUUCAGGACGUCAACAUAAAAGGCCUGCGGUACGAAAGGUGGCAAGCCAAACUCUGCAUAGAAGAGAGGACUUAAACAAACAGAAGCAGUAUGAGCCUCGUCAAAGUCACGGAGAGAUGGAUAUCCGGAACCUUUUGGGCAAAAACUUGAACAAGCUCGCUUCGCAACCACAGCAACUUACGACUAUGGAACCACCAACCAAGCCCGUCGAGAUGGAGAAGCAAGCUAAGCCUAUACAACAGGUGCACCAAGUUAGCCCUGCUGAGCGGAAGCAGCAAAGGCCGAUUGAACCGGUGUUACCAGCUGAAGCGAAAAAUGCUGACGACAUGAGCAAACUUCUCAAUGAUCUCGUUAGUGAGGAUGAGGUUUCCAAGAAGCAGCGUGCACCUUUAAUGUCAACAGCACCAAAAGAGAGACGGAAGCUGAUGAAGAUCGACAUGCCUGUACCCGAUGCACAGCUGAAACCUUCAAUUUUGCCAAGAAACAAACGUCGUCCAGGAAAACCUCCGCCACCGAAGAUGGACGAGUGGCUUAUGCGGAUCUUAAGUCUGGACCUGUUUGCUGACAACGAAGACCCGCCUGACCUGGUGAAGGUUCCCCUGAGUUUUAGAAACGUUGAGCAGUACAUGGAAGUCUUUCGGCCGCUACUCAUAGAGGAGUUUCGAGCACAACUUCAUCGUGCUCGCGACGAGUUUAACGCAGAUGAUACAGAGAAAGUGGGGAUGGUUCAUCUUAUGAGCUUGGAACGUGUUGACAACCUUCACGUGGCACGGUUUAAGUCAGAAGCUGGAAAAGUCGGUGCAUCUUCAGCUUGCACUGAGAACGAUUUGCUGCUUAUAAGCAAGAAGCCUUUUCUAGAAUGCCCAGGGAGCGUGCAUCUACUGGGAAAGGUGGAUCGUCGAGAUAAAGAUGUUUUCAGUGCGAAGCUCUUCUUGCCUCCAAACAACGAGAAGCUUUUUAAGUUAAAGAGCGUGCUUCACAUUCGCAGUACAUGGCACAUAACUCGGCUCAUGAACAUCACGCCGCAAGUUCGGGAAUUUCAGGCCGUCUCUGCACUGUCAUCUUCGCCAUUAUUGGAAGCUAUACUGUCACCCGCCGCGUCUGAUCAGCAUUCAGGUAGACCUGUUCCGCUACCGGAGAAACUGUGGCGAAAGCUCAAAGAAGAUUACAAUGAGAGUCAAUUAUCAGCUAUAAAAGCCAGCUUAGGAGAUAGCCGGAAAGAUCAGCACGAAAUCUCUCUAGUUCAGGGGCCACCAGGUACAGGAAAGACCCGAACUAUAGUUGCUAUUGUCAGCGCACUAUUACAUAGUCGUGAAAGCAACGAGGACGUUUGCCGUACUUCUGGAAAUCAGAGACUUAGCCACCAUGCAGCGGUUGCUAGCUCCUGGCAAGCGAUGGCUUAUGCAAAGCAGAUUGAACGUGAUCAACUUGCCCCGACGAAGGCAAAGGCGAGGGUUCUUGUUUGUGCACAGUCAAAUGCAGCUGUCGACGAGCUAGUUGGUCGACUUCGUGAGAUAUACAGUCCAACAGGCCAGCUUUACAGGCCCAAACUUGUGCGUACUGGGAAUGCAAGACUGGUGCAUCCUGAUUCAGUGCCGGUUUUUAUCGACACGCUCAUCAAAGAGGACGCCGACACUAGCCAGGAGGAUUCUGCUCAGGAACUGGUUUCCAAGCUGGAACAGGUCACAGAAAAGAUAAAUGAGAUUCUUCGUCGGAAGUCUGAAGGUGUUCAUGACGACUCGCUGAUGGCAAAGCUGACGCAGUUGGAGCAGCAGAAGAACGAUCUUAAUCUGGAUAUUCGUAAAUCUAGAAAGACUUUCGAGAUCAGCAAGGAGAGGAGAAGAAAGCUGAAAAACCAGAACAUCCGGGACGCCGACAUUGUGUUGACGACACUGGGUGGCUGUGGAGGAGAUGUAUAUGCUGCGUGCAUGGAUACCUCGGAAAAGGAUACUGAACUCUUUUUCGAUGCUGUUGUGAUUGACGAAGCUGGACAGGCGCUGGAACCAGCUAGUUUGAUUCCCUUACAGUUUCUGGGAGGCAAUCACGGAAGAUGUGUCCUGGUAGGAGAUCCCAAGCAGCUUCCAGCAACAGUCUUAUCACAAGCGGCAAGCAGCGUAUGCUACGAGCGCAGCAUGUUUGAACGCUUCCAGAAGAACGGCUAUCCGGUGACGAUGCUUAGUACACAGUACCGAAUGCAUCCGGACAUUCGAAAGUUUCCAUCUUCGUAUUUUUACAACAAUCAGCUCGUCGAUGGAGCGAGCGUUUUGGGGGACAAGAGACGCGCAAGCUUUCACAAUGACAGGUUUUUUCGACCAUACACCUUCUUCGACGUCAUCGAUGGACAAGAGAGGGCUGGCGGGUCAUCAGUUGGAAACGUGGACGAAGUUGACGUCGCGGUCAAGCUGUAUGAACGGUUCCAAGCGAAGUAUCCUCAAGAGAUCCAACCUGGACGCAUAGGAGUGAUUACUCCUUAUAAGCAGCAGCUCAAUAUGCUGAAGCGAGCUUUCCAACGUUUCGGCGAGAAAAUUUCAUCGAUUUUGGAGUUCAACACCAUCGAUGGCUUUCAAGGUCGGGAGGUGGAUAUUCUCAUUCUCUCUACCGUGCGGGCCUCUUUGGAACCAAAAGGCAUCGGCUUUGUAGCGGAUAUCCGGCGGAUGAACGUGGCGCUAACUCGUCCGAGGUUCUCCUUGUGGAUAAUCGGUAGUGCCAUGGCCCUUCGAAGCAAUCGGGCUUGGGCUGCUCUACUCGAAGAUGCUACGUCAAGGGGGGCGGUGUACCCAAUACAAAAGCCAUACAGCAAAGCGUUUAACUGUCGGGGCGACCAGAAUAUAACCCGAGACGUGGACCCGAUGGUGCAAGGUGGUGGUGGUACGUCCUCUAGGAAAAGACCAGGAGAGCAAACUGGAAGCUUCAGGGACAAGAAAAAACAGAAGAGAGGUGAAGAAGUGGCGAAACCUCCGAGAGGUAUCAAGAUUUUGGACGAAGCUCCAGACACUUGCAAGCAGGAACUCCACAAGAAAGCAAGAGCUUCUGCAAGUUUGGACAAUCGAGAGCAUGGAAGUAGCAGUAGACGGGUGUCGGCUAACCAGUCGGAGGGGGGUGCCAAAGUUUUGCAGGAUAACAGACAGAGAGAUGGCCGGCGAGCCGUAGAUAGCACGGUUUUGGAAACUCGGCCUGAAAGUUGUGAACAGAAUCGCGACAGGCAAAGUGUUGAAGAUCAGAGGCAGAAUAAAGUCGAAGACAAGAGGCCUCCCGUUCCUUCAUCAAAGCAGCAGCAAUCGGGUCCAGCUAGGAAACACAUCGACGCGAAUGAGACCAAGAGGAAGGGCAGAGAAGAAGUUCUUGCGCUCUUGUCAGGCUCGUUGUUCGACUCCAAGAGACCAGGUUCGCUUCGUUUUCUAUGGCUCCUUGUUCUUUUUCCUUUGCGAUCCAUCGCUGAUUCUAAGCUCGCAGAUCUAUCAUCUCGACAGGCCAGCAGAAGCGUCGCUCCUCCAAAGAGGCCAUCGGAUUUGCCAAAGAAGCCGAGAGAGAAGAACUGACGAAGCUGGGAUUAUUCGCAUUGCUCGCUCGCCGCGCGUGUACAGAAGAAGAAGACAAGAACUGUACAUAUAUAACAGUAGGAGGUCAGCUGAACAGCGGUUGGCAUCUUCCAGGCCCGUGGGAUAGGAUAUUCGCAGCGCUGGAGGCUCGCCAUUGGUUGGACGGUGCGAGCGCCACAGCUGUGCCACGUGCUGCAAUUUUGCUGAACGGAUAUAUACGUACGAGUGGGCCACGAUGGCGACAGGUGGCGGGGCCCGGUGACUUUUUUAUUUUAUUUUCCUCUCAUGACGCGACGCCCCCAGGAAAUUUUGGGAGUGAUCGUACGGCCGGUGGCGGGCCAGCUGGAACCCAUCUUGUCGAGAAAUGCGGGCCGUUAGCCAGCAACGGUCGAGAUGAAGGUGUCGUGGUGGAAUAUUCGUUUCUAUGAUUCGAAUUUAAAGUUUUGGGCGUAA